AUGUUGGCAGCGAGGAGCUCCACCGACGGAGGGCAAGUAUUGGGGGACCUGUUGCGGGCGGCCUACUUUGGCGACAAUGCGGAGGAGGCCGUGGUGGUGGCGGAGGUAGGCAGCGGGGGCGGCACCAAUAACCUCACCCGCCUCGUCUCCGUUGGUGCCCGCCGCUACGUCGCGCGGGUCUAUGGCGGGCACACGUCGAAGGAGGUCAUGCUGUUCGAGCACGAGGUUCUGGGCCUGCUGCAGCGCGCAGUGGCAACCUCGCCCCGUCAUGAAGAUGAUGAUGGUGAUACGUCGGGCAGCAGCGGCAGCGCGUGCAAGGAGCAGCAGCGUCGGCAGCUCUCCUUCCGGGUGCCAUGUCUUGUGCCCACGCGGGGCGGCUCCGACGUCGGUUGCACGCACAUCGACGUCGACGUGCUGCGAGCGGGAGGAUGCGGUGGUAGUAGGGUACCCCGCUACGCCGCCUUGUUCGAGUUCAUCGAGGGCGCCCACCCUUCCUUUGCCGACCUGUUACAGAUGAGGGACGUGGGACGGAGCAUCGGAGAGUUGGUCACCCUGCUGCAGGACCUGCGGCCGCAGCGGCCGCCGAUCUUCCCGCGCUACGACGACCUCUACCACUGCCACCUCUCGCUCCAGGGAGACAGGGAAAAGGUGGUGCGCUUCAUCAGGCAGCUGCCGCAGCGAGAGGAGGCCGCGCAGGUCAUGACGCUCCUGGAACAUCUCGAGGCCGAUCUUCCGGCGUACGCAGCACUCCCACAGCAGCUGGUGCACGGGGACAUCACGCUCGGCAACGUCCUCUGCGUUGGGAGCAAGGUGACGGCCAUCUUGGAUUUCGAGUUCGUGACGAGGGACGCGCGUAUGAUCGACAUGGCGGUCAUGCUGGCCCGCCUCAUCGGCCUGUCCGCUGACGUACGGAGGGCGGCCGCAGCCGAGGAGGACGACCAGCACUGGGAACGGAUCGAGGCGUUUGUGGGCGGCUACGGAUCGGUGGCCCACCUGACCCCAGAGGAGAUCGCGCUCCUGCCCCUGUGCCUGCGGCUGCGCCGCAUGAUCACCUUCCUCCACCGCAUGGCCCAACACUGGGACGGCCAGGCCUCUCUCGAUGACGGUAGCACUGUGUGGGCGUAUGCGGCUGUGCCUGGACAUGGAGCGGUGGAUCGUCCACCACGCCCACCGCCUCUCCCAUCUCUACGACGGCAGAUGGAGGUCAGGGCAGUGGUGGAAACGGAAGGGGACGCGGCGGCGGCGGCGGCGGCGGCGGCAGUGGUGGUCGUGGUGGACCUGCGGGAGAGGCGGUUCUACGACCGCAAGUUGAUGGCGCGCUUCUACGACGAGCUCAUGUUACCCGCCUUCGGCCAGUUCGAGGAUGAGCUCGAGUCCUUCGACUCCUGGGUGGAGCAGCUCGAGGACCCCCGCCACGACGACGUCGGCCCCAACGUCGCCCUCCACGUCCUCCUGGUGCUGCGCCUCCCCGCCGACACCGCCCUGGUGGUCCACCACGACCGCCAGCAGCAGCAGCAACAGCAGCACGGCCCUCCUUCAACUCCGGCGGCAGCCUGGCGCGAGGUUGCUUCUGCCGCGGUGGAGGGUCCGUGGUGGGGAGACGACGUAGGGGCGGUGGAGAUCGUGGGCGGCACCGCGUGCGAGUACUUCCCGGCCAGCAACUGCGGCCUCCUCACGUACACGGCGACGCAUCCGGGCUGGCAGCGGCAGGGAAUCGCAGCCCUAAUGACCCGGCACGUGCUCACGGCCCUCCGUGGCGAUGCUCUCGCCGCGGGCAAGAAGAGCGGCUGCGAGGCGGUGUUCCUGGAAACGAACAAUCCAGACCACGUGUCGAGCGAGGCCGAUGUCAUGGACCCGCUCCUUCGCCACCGGGUCCUGCAGCGACUGGGUUGGUGGAUACUGGACUUUGCGUACGUGCAGCCGGCCCUUUCCGAGCAGCAACAGAACUGCCGCACCCUUAAGAUGGCCGUCCAUUCGUCCUUCUUGCGCACCGCCGACGUCGAUGACCACCAGCACCACCACCACCAGCACCACCACCAGCACCACCAGCACCACCAGCACCACCACGACAACGGCGAUGACGGCAGCGAGCAGGCGGCGAGCAAGAGGAAGGGGCGUGUGGAGAGCCGGGUGGUGUUGGGGUUCCUGCGGGAGUUCUUCGCGUGCCUCAAGGGGGAGGCUGCCCUCACCAGCGACCCGGACUUCCUGGCCAUGCACGCCAACCUCUCCGCACGUCCCUUCGUGCCCACCACGCUCCCCUUACCCGCACCACCACACCGAUGCUGA
Molecule: messenger RNA, 2286 nt
Organism: Acanthamoeba castellanii str. Neff
Lineage: Eukaryota; Discosea; Longamoebia; Acanthamoebidae
Product: phosphotransferase enzyme domain containing protein
Exons: 14
Coding region: 1-2286 (761 amino acids)
Molecular function (GO): amino acid kinase activity
Source: RefSeq, a predicted model, not a curated record